Notolabrus celidotus (New Zealand spotty) is the source of this 1128-nucleotide messenger RNA. RefSeq names its product tissue factor pathway inhibitor 2 (gene tfpi2). The transcript has 5 exons. The record is from RefSeq and is a predicted model, not a curated record. Gene Ontology annotation, molecular function: serine-type endopeptidase inhibitor activity. Gene Ontology annotation, cellular component: extracellular region. Bases 64 to 744 code for a protein of 226 amino acids. Gene Ontology annotation, biological process: negative regulation of peptidase activity. Lineage: Eukaryota; Metazoa; Chordata; Actinopteri; Labriformes; Labridae.
AAAACUGGAUCAGUCUGGGAUGGUCGAGAGAGCGGAAAAGGCUUUGGAGCUGAGGUUUGCACAAUGGAGUUUUGCACAAUAGCGCUGCUGGCACUGCUGUCCUCGUUUUACAGCGUUUUGGCCCUGGCACCGAAAGGCGUGUGUCUCCUUCAAGUGGACGAGGGACCUUGCAGAGGAGAAAUUGGGCGCUAUUACUACAACACCAUCACCCAGAAGUGCGAGACUUUCUACUAUGGAGGCUGCCAAGGGAAUGCCAAUAACUUCAAGAGCUUCCAGGAGUGCCAGAAAACCUGUUUCAGAAUCCCAAAGAUCCCCCAAAUCUGCAGGUUUCCUAGAGAGGAAGGACCCUGCCGUGCCCUCUUUCCCAUGUAUUUCUUCAACAUGACCUCCAUGCAAUGUGAGCUCUUCUCCUAUGGAGGCUGCAGGGGAAACUCUAACCGCUUCCAAGACCUCACGUCAUGCAUGGAGUACUGCAGUCCAAGAAAAACGGUUCCCGUGCUCUGCCUGGACCCUCUAGACAAAGGGAAGUGCUCAGCCUCCAUUCCUCGUUUCUACUACAACACAGCCACCAAGAUGUGUGAGGAGUUCAUUUACUCGGGCUGCGGAGGGAGCAGCAACAACUUUGUGUCCAGGCAGAACUGCAUGGACGUGUGUGUCAAAGCAGCCAAAAAACACUCAAUCCAAUCCAAAGGUCGUCGCAGGAGACGGAGAAGAAAUAAUGUCCUUGCAUUCUUGCAGGCAUAGACGUGCGAUUUCAGGGAUUCUUACUACGACAAACACUUUACAGAUGCUAACAUUUAAUAAAUGAUCUCUGUUUGAGCCAGAAAGUGUAGCAGAUUUUGCUUUCGUUGUUGUUACAGAAUGAGUAUUACCGGCACAUACACAAAUUUACACUGUAUUUGUAUGUCAUGCUAUAAGAGCAAUUUUAAAAUGUGACUUUAUUUGUAUGUUUGUUGACAAAGUUUUACUACUGCACUACUGUUCCUGAUUGUGUGUUGAUAUUGUAUGUAUUGUAUAUGUUUUGUAUAAGAAUUAUAUUAUUAUAGAGAACUUUUUUAUUUGUUCUACUGUUUUAUAAGCACACUUUUUAUAUAAAAAAUGAAGAAUAAAUUUAAACUAUUACCAAAA